Felis catus (domestic cat) is the source of this 3150-nucleotide messenger RNA. It is a transcript of the gene TIGD6, whose product is annotated as tigger transposable element derived 6. The coding region runs from base 232 to 1806 and encodes 524 amino acids. Lineage: Eukaryota; Metazoa; Chordata; Mammalia; Carnivora; Felidae. Gene Ontology annotation, molecular function: DNA binding. The record is from RefSeq and is a predicted model, not a curated record. Gene Ontology annotation, cellular component: nucleus. The transcript is spliced from 2 exons.
GAGGGGGCUUGGUAAGGCGGACGGACUGCUUCCGGCUAGAAGUUCCGGGAGGAGGAGGAAGCUGCGGCCGCCCGCGGUGGGACGCCGGGGCCGCUUAGCCCUCGGGCGUUGCCGUAGGGCGCUCAGGUCCUCCAUUUUGUCUCCUCAGCUUUCUACACUUGUGACAAAACAAGCCAGGAGGAGGGACACACACAGCCCUGGUAAUCGUGGCCCGGCCCUCAUUCUGCGGACAUGGCAAACAAGGGGAACAAGAAACGUCGGCAGUUCUCCCUGGAGGAGAAAAUGAAAGUCGUGGAAGCUGUAGACUCGGGAAAGAGGAAAGGCGACGUGGCAAAAGAAUUCGGUAUCACUCCUUCCACCUUGUCUACAUUCUUAAAGGACCGCGCCAAGUUUGAAGAGAAGGUCCGGGAGGCAUCCGUAGGACCCCAGCGGAAAAGGAUGAGAAACGCUCUCUAUGACGACAUCGAUAAGGCUGUUUUUGCUUGGUUUCGAGAAAUCCAUGCCAAAAACAUUCUUGUGACUGGUUCUGUCAUUCGUAAAAAAGCACUAAACUUGGCCAACAUGCUUGGCUAUGACAACUUUCAAGCAAGUGUGGGCUGGCUGAACAGAUUUAGGGAUCGCCACGGAAUUGCUUUGAAAGCAGUCUGUAGAGAGGAUAGUGACAGAUUAAUGAAUGGUCUAGGAAUAGAUAAGGUUAACGAGUGGCAUGCAGGGGAAAUUAUAAAACUGAUUGCUGACUACAGCCCAGAUGAUAUCUUUAAUGCUGACGAGACAGGAGUGUUUUUCCAGUUGCUUCCCCAGCACACGCUUGCUGCUAAAGGGGACCAUUGUAGAGGGGGCAAGAAAGCAAAGCAGCGGUUGACAGCACUCUUUUGUUGCAAUGCUUCGGGGACUGAAAAAAUGAGACCAUUGAUUGUUGGUAGGUCAGCCAACCCACGCUGUCUCAGGAAUGUCCAUUCCCUCCCUUGUGAUUACCGAGCCAACCGGUGGGCAUGGAUGACGCAGGACCUGUUCAACGAGUGGCUGAUGCAAGUGGAUGCCAGGAUGAAGCGGGCAGAGCGCCGCAUCCUCCUGCUGAUUGACAACUGCUCGGCUCACAACAUGCUGCCACGCUUGGAAAGGAUUCAGGUGGGGUACCUGCCCUCCAACUGUACUGCCGUUCUGCAGCCCCUGAAUCUUGGCAUAAUUCACACCAUGAAAGUGCUAUAUAGAAGCCACCUCCUGAAACAGAUCCUCCUCAAGCGCCACAGCAGUGAGGAUCAAGAAAAAGUGGACAUGAGGCAGGCCAUUGACAUGAUCGCUGCAGCGUGGUGGUCAGUCAAGCAGUCCACGGUGGUGAGAUGCUGGCAGAAGGCGGGCAUCAUCCCUAUGGAACUGACGGAUUCCGGCCCAGAAGCAGCAGCCAGUGAACCAGAGAUAGCCACUGAAGAGUUGUGGCACUCCGUGGCUAUUGCCACCUGUGUCCCAAAUGAAAUAAAUUUCCAGGACUUUGUCACUGCAGACGAUGACCUUAUCAUCUCUCAAGAUCUGAUGGACACAGAGGUCAUCCAGGGCACGGAGGCUGGUGAAAAUACAGAUGAAGCUGGAAGUGAGGAUGAGGGAGAGGCAUCUUCACCACAGCAGCCAAAAAUCACCAUCACAGAGGCCAUCUCAAGUGUACAGAAACUCAGACAGUUCCUUUCCACUUGUGCAGGUGUUCCUGAUGCCGUUUUUGGACAACUAAAUGGCAUAGAUGAAUAUUUAAUGAGAAAAGUGACACAAACUCUUGUUGACUCCAAACUUACAGAUUUUCUCCAAACAAAAUAAUGUAGGAAUUAACUGUCCCUUUUAAUUUAGAAAAUGUAGUUUACAAGAAUAAAGUGAGUUUUGGCUUUUGUUUAAAGAUAGGAUACGGAACUUAAAUUUUAAGAUUUUGAUGACAACGUUCCAGUCCUCUGAAAUAAUCAGGAAACUUCCUUGAACGGUAUUUGGAAAUGAAAUUUGACUACUAUGUGUGUUAUCUUUUGAUUCAUCAGAUGGUUCCCCAAGUUGUCUGCACCUUAGGGUCUCUUGAGGAUCUUCAAAGAAAUUUGCAAAGCCCAGGCCUUAUCCCAAACCAAUUAAAUCACAAUCACUGGUGGUGGGUCACAGGCAUUAGUUUGUGGAGCUCCCCAGGUAAUUCCGAUGUGCAGAAAAGAUUAUUGGAUUGGCCACAGGAAAGUCAAACACGCUGUGGGGCUAGAGCCAACUUUUUCCCAGUAAGUCUAGCUCAGUGUUUUCCAAAUGCUAGCUCCCUUUAGAAUCACUUGGAAGGCUUGCUAAAACCCAGAUUGCUGGGUUCCACCUCCAUAUUUUCUGAUUCAGUGGGUCUUAGGUGGGGCCCCCAAAUUUGCAAUCCUAACAAGUUCCUAGGUUAUGCUGAUAUUGAUGUGGUCCAGGAUCCAUACUUUGAGAACCACUGGUUUAGCUGGAUUCUAGUACUUCUCUCUUCAUUUGGCCAUCUGAAAACUCCCACUCACUAGCAAAAAAGAAAAAAAAGAAAAGCCUUAGCUGUUCUUAUUCCAGAUCUGUUGACUCCUUUCUGCUGACUUGGUAAUCUACAACCUUCCUAGCUUUUCUCCUAUAUGCCCCACCAGUUAGCCAGGUAUUCAGUAGAGGUACAUCUGUCUGUGCCCAAAGAAUUAACAGGAGCCACCUAGCAUAUUGACACAUCUUGUAAUACUUGAGGCUUAUUGCUUAUAGGGAGCUGGGGCACAGGGGAAUACGAGGUGCAUUAAAGAGGAGAUACAAUACAAAGCAGGAGGCAUGGUAUAAUAUCAGAAAAUCCUGCUAAUCAGGAUCACGGGAGAGAACAUAUGGCCCAGUGUACCUCUCACUUUCCAGACAAAGUGAGAGGGAAGUUUGUGGUAGCGAGGACAUGUGUGACAGGGUUUGGCUCAUCCUCUAUUUGGAUCAUUUGCACUGUUCUCCACACCUGUGGAUAAUCCAGCCUGGAUUUUAUGAUUAAGAUGAAGGCACACUAUGUUUACCUUUACUGAAAUUACUUCACUUUUAUGCCUUUAUGUUUGUUCUUCAGAAAUAUCUGCUAGAGCUGAGUUGAUUUUAAAUGAUUUAGGACUGUAUAAACUUGUGACCACAUUUAUAAUAUUAAAGUUGCUUUCCCAUAAAGAA